Messenger RNA from Hevea brasiliensis (rubber tree), 2437 nucleotides. RefSeq names its product O-fucosyltransferase 10. The transcript has 10 exons. The record is from RefSeq and is a predicted model, not a curated record. NCBI's taxonomy places the organism in Eukaryota, Viridiplantae, Streptophyta, Magnoliopsida, Malpighiales, Euphorbiaceae. Bases 86 to 1939 code for a protein of 617 amino acids.
ACUGUUCGGUGAGCAGCGAUCACACUAAAAAAUCUCCUGAAAACGGCACUACAAAAAGCGGAAACGCCAUACGCCACCGCAUCGUAUGCAAUCAAAACCCAUCUUUUUUGCUUUCUCUGCUCACAAGAAACAGACACUACUCUCUCUCUGUCUCUCUAUUCGCAUUGCCAUAAACACUGCUACUGCAAUGAAAGCCAAGGUACACAACGGAAACGGCAAUACUGGCUGUGCUAGCGAGGGAAGCGGCGACAGCAACUCUCCCAGCCCGCCGCCUUCUCCCCGCCGUCACCUCCAGACCGGAAUAUCCCAAUGCCGCCGCCGGCUUCGCUCUAAAGUUCAGUCUCAUUUUCGCCGGGAGAACCUUACUGCUGGGAUCUUUCUCCGGUGGAACAUCCGGUACUUGCUGCUCUUGCCUUUGCUGUAUAUUUCUGGUUUGAUCAUGUGUGUGGGGCCCUUCUCUGGCUUGCUUCAACCUAAUCUUCCUGGUUCGGUGUAUCGGAGCCAUGAGUUGUUUGCAAAGCUCUGGCCUGAUAUUGCAGCGGAUAAUUCUACUGCAAUCGAGUUGUCAUCUCUAUGGAAAUUCAAAAGGAGGUUGAAGGUGCAGAGACCUUGUCCAAAUUCAACUGCUAGGCAACAUUUUGCUGCAAAUGAAGAGUCAUCUGGUCCUAAUGGUUACUUGAUUAUUGAGGCAAAUGGUGGUCUCAACCAGCAGCGUUCUGCGAUCUGCAAUGCAGUUGCAUUAGCUGGACUUUUGAAUGCAAUACUAGUCAUCCCUCACUUUGAAUUCAACAGUGUCUGGAGGGAUCCAAGUGAGUUUAAGGACAUAUAUGAUGAGGAUCAUUUUAUAGCCACCCUUGAGGGUCAUGUGAAAGUGGUUAAACAGCUACCUGAUGAAGUGAUGGAAAGAUAUGACUACAACAUUAGUAGUAUUCCAAACAUCCGUGUCCAAGCUUGGGCUCCUGCUAAUUAUUACCUGGGAGAAGUUUAUCCUGUCCUUCAGGAGAAAGGGGUUAUCCGCAUUGCUCCCUUUGCCAAUAGAUUGGCAAUGAGCAUCCCACCUCAUAUCCAAUUGCUGAGAUGUAUGGCAAAUUAUAAAGCCCUCAGGUUCUCUUCCCCAAUAUCAACACUCGCACACAAACUAGUAGACCGAAUGAUUGAGAAGAGCUCAAGGACUGGUGGAAAAUAUGUCUCUAUCCACCUCCGCUUUGAGGAGGACAUGGUGGCCUUCUCAUGUUGUGUGUAUGAUGGAGGAGAUGCUGAAAAGCACAAAAUGGAUUCAAUUAGAGAAAUAGGGUGGAAGAGAAAGUUCAAAAGAAAGGACCGUGCCAUUAUACCUGGUCUCAAUCGUAUUGAAGGAAAAUGCCCUCUAACCCCCUUGGAGGUUGGGAUGGUGUUACGUGGUAUGGGAUUUGAUAACAACACAUCAAUUUAUUUAGCCUCAGGGAAAAUUUACAAGGCAGAGAGACAUUUAGCUCCUUUGUUGCAGAUGUUUCCCCUUCUUUACACCAAGGAGUCUCUUGCAACCCCAGAUGAGCUUGCUCCUUUUGAGGGCUAUUCUUCGAGGUUGGCAGCUUUGGAUUACACUGUAUGCUUGUUUAGUGAGGUUUUCAUGACAACUCAGGGUGGAAACUUCCCACAUUUCCUGAUGGGUCAACGGAGAUUCCUUUUUGAUGGGCAUGCAAAGACCAUUAGGCCUGAUAAGCGCAAGCUUGUUGUUCUCCUGCAGGAUAUGGAAAUAAGUUGGAAGGCUUUCAAGGAUCAGAUGGAAAUGAUGCUCAAAGAAAGUGAUCGCCAGGGAGUGAUGGUACCCAGAGUUAGAAAAAUUAACAGAAAAACUUCCAUUUAUACUUACCCUUUGCCAGAGUGUGGGUGUCUCCUAUCUUACAACUCAUCACUUAAACUAACUCACACUACAAGCAUGCGCAAAUCCACUAGAUAACCAACAGAUUCCUUGCUCCAUUAGUUUUUCUCCUGUACAGACAUCAAUCAUGCAGUUAUAGCAUUGUGUAGCUUUUGGAUUAUUCUCUUCAUUUGUUGUUCUUCCUGUGGCCCAUUGAUCAAAUGUUGCAUAGAAAAGCAGAUGGCUGCUGCAGUUACCGUUGAGAAAUUCAGGAAUUCCAGUUUUGAUAAUUUAAGGAAUUCUUCGUCAGAUGUUUUCAGAGUGUUAAUUGGCUGCAAAUGGGCAAUUGUUUGGUGUGUGCUGCAAUGCAUUUUCAGCAUUCAGGAGUUGAGUUGGAGUUUGACUUGCUACCUCUGAUUACGUUCUCUCUCUCUCUCUCUCUCUCUCUCUCUCUCUCUGUCCACCACCCCACCCCCCAACACGCGACCCCCUUUUCUAAUGCUUAAUGUAAUUAUACGCUGACAUGAAGCAUCAUCAAAUUUUUUUUUUUCUUAUAAUUAUGAAAAAGGCCACAUUCCCCUUGUUCUAAAGCAUUUA